GAACAACAAAAUGUCGAAGUUUGUGGUAGCAGGUUCUGCCGAUUGUCCAUAUUACGCUAAGGCUGAGCUAUUAGCAGACGAUCUGAAGACCAAUUUACCCGAUUUUAAAAUCCACAAGAUAGUGAAAAAUCCUGAUGAAUGGAAGAAUUGGUUGGAAGAAACAUGUUCGAAACACGGCUGGAUGCACAACAAAUCCCCAAUAGUAUGGAGAGAAUUGGUCGACCGUGGAGGCAAGGGUGUGCUUAUUGGUGGUGCCAAUGAAUUCCAAGAGUAUGCACUGGGUUAUUAUGGAGUCAAAUCUAAGAUGGUUAGUGAUGAUAUGAAGAAAGUCAGCACGGAGAACCUGGAAACAAAAAUUAUUGUUACUGCAGAGGAAGAAUACAAGAAAAGCUUAAGUAAACCACUACAUGUGUGUAUCACAGAUGCUGCUAGCAGUGCUGCUUACUAUAUGGUGCAUGCUAUCGCACGUGGUGAUGUAUUUGGGAAAGAUACCGAAGUAUCGCUUAGGCUGCUGAGUGAAGAUUCUGGGGUUACGGAUGAGUUGGAAGGUGUAAAAAUGGAAGCAGUGGAUUUGGCAUGUCCACUAUUGAAGGAUGUAAGAGUGGAAACCGAUAUAAAACAAGCAUUCACUAAUGUGGGUGUUGUAAUUAUGAUCGAUGAAAUUGAAAAGAAGGAGGACAUGGACUCAAAAGAUUGGCUCAAGAAAAACGCUGAUUUCUUCAAGUCGCGUGGUACGGUUCUAGAUGAAGUGGCGAGUGGGGAUGUUAAAGUUGUUGUUGCAGGACAUGGACCAGUCAAUUUUAAUACAUACAUUCUCAGUCACUCUGCUCCUUCAAUUCCACGACAAAACUUUGUAGCACAAGCAAGGUUGCGAGAAAACUAUGCUAAGGCAGUAGUCGCGAAAAAACUUGCAGUCAACUCAGCUGGCAUAGUUGACUUGAUUGUAUGGGGAAAUGCCAAUGGCACAACAUACACUGAUGUGACCCGGUCACGUGUGCAUGGCUAUGACGGAGCAAUCUGGGGACCACCUACAUUUAAUAGACCUGUGAUGGAAAUGGUGCAUGAUAAUAAAUGGCUAGAGACAGAGUUUUUGGAUUUGGUCAAAGCUCGUAAAGAAACUGUGGAAGGUACACUGGGUCAUAAUACGUCCAUGUCGAAUGCAGCAGCCAUAACAACACUACUCCAUGAUUGGUGGAAUGGUUCUCCUCCAGGUCGCAUUUAUUCUCUUGGUGUUGUCUCUGAUGGCUGGUAUUAUGAUCUUCCUGAAGGCAUUGUGUUCUCACUUCCUGUGAAAUUCCAGAAGGGAAUUUGGGAAGUAGUCCAAGAUCUAGAACUGGAUGAAAAUGUCAAAAGCAAACUCCAAGAAAUUAGCCUUGAGUUGAAAAAGGAACUGCAUGUCAUGUUCCCUCCUCCAUUCACCUCCACCCCACCGCCAUCUGAGGAAGAGAGUGAAAACGAUGACGAGAAAUUGAAGAAAGUCUUUGGCCAAGAUGGAGAAACUGAUGAAAUAGUGCCAUCAGAUGGUGAAGCCAAGACAGAAGAGGAACUUAACGCUGAGCGGCAACUUGGAACGAUAAAGGAAGAAGUGGAGCCUGAAAUAACAGACGCAGAAAAAAGUCUUAUAGCUACAACCGACACUGAACAACCCAGCUCUACAGAACCGCCACCGCCACCAGCAUCGCAAACAGAAUAAAUCUAUUGUAUCAUUCAGUCACUGAAAAUAUCUAUGGUGUAAUAAUGUGUUUGUGCAACUUGUACCGGAUAUCUAUCUCAUUUGACUAAUUAACUGAAACAACACUUGUUUGUAUUGUGUUAUCUUUCAUAACUGAUGAUUGUACACUAAUUAUAAGUUAAUUGUCACAUUAGAAUAUCAACUGCAGAGUGUUAUAGCUAAAUACUAGUAGGCUUGCCAAGCCAACGUGUAAAUUGUCAUUACCAAAUUGUCAUUAUUGUAGAAUAGUUUAAGGGUUUUUUCUUCACUAAUUCCUGAUUUACCCAUGUGUAUAUAAACAUAAUCACUCGUAUAUAUUCUGUGUUAUUCAGUGGAUUUCAAUAAAACUUUACAUAUGACU
This is a messenger RNA of Saccoglossus kowalevskii, 2072 nucleotides long. Its product is annotated as putative malate dehydrogenase 1B. Gene Ontology annotation, molecular function: oxidoreductase activity, acting on the CH-OH group of donors, NAD or NADP as acceptor; malate dehydrogenase activity. Lineage: Eukaryota; Metazoa; Hemichordata; Enteropneusta; Harrimaniidae. The record is from RefSeq and is a predicted model, not a curated record. Gene Ontology annotation, biological process: malate metabolic process.